Messenger RNA from Lepus europaeus (European hare), 2447 nucleotides. RefSeq names its product SH2 domain containing 3C (gene SH2D3C). NCBI's taxonomy places the organism in Eukaryota, Metazoa, Chordata, Mammalia, Lagomorpha, Leporidae. The record is from RefSeq and is a predicted model, not a curated record. The transcript has 10 exons. Gene Ontology annotation, molecular function: phosphotyrosine residue binding; guanyl-nucleotide exchange factor activity. Gene Ontology annotation, biological process: positive regulation of peptidyl-serine phosphorylation; small GTPase-mediated signal transduction. The coding region runs from base 1 to 2115 and encodes 704 amino acids.
AUGACCGAGCGCUGCAGCCUGUGGAGCGCCCUGUCGGCCGCCGCCUGCUGCUUCUACCGCGGCUCCUUCGUGCAGGUGCAGUUCUCCAAGGAGAAGUACAUCCUGGACUCGUCGCCGGAGAAGCUGCACAAGGAGCUGGAGGAAGAACUCAAGCUCAGCAGCACGGACCUCCGCAGCCACGCCUGGUACCACGGCCGCAUCCCCCGAGAGGUCUCGGAGACCCUGGUGCAGCGCAACGGCGACUUUCUCAUCCGGGACUCGCUCACCAGCCUGGGGGACUACGUGCUCACGUGUCGCUGGCGCAACCAGGCCUUGCACUUCAAGAUCAACAAGGUGGUGGUGAAGGCGGGCCAGAACUACACCCACAUCCAGUACCUGUUCGAGCAGGAGAGCUUCGACCACGUGCCAGCCCUGGUGCGCUACCACGUGGGCAGCCGCAAGGCCGUGUCGGAGCAGAGCGGCGCCAUCAUCUACUGCCCCGUCAACCGCACCUUCCCGCUGCGCUACCUCGAGGCCAGCUACGGCCUGAGCCAGGCCGGCGGCAAGGCAGCCAGCCCCGCCAGCCCCUCGGGCCCCAAAGGCAGCCACAUGAAGCGGCGCAGCGUCACCGUGACUGAUGGCCUCACGGCCGACAAGCUCACCCGCGGCGAUGCCUGCCCCGCCAGCACGUCUCCGGCCCACCCUCGGGACUCCAUUCGCAACUGCGCCCUCAGCAUGGACCAGAUCCCGGACCUGCACUCGCCCAUGUCUCCCAUCUCCGAGAGCCCCAGCUCCCCCGCCUACAGCACCGUGACCCGCGUCCACGCCGCCCCUGCAGCCCCCUCUGCCACAGCACUGCCUGCCUCCCCUGUCGCCCGGCGCGCCAGUGAGCCCCAGCUGUGUGCUGGAAGCACCCCAAAGCCCCCCGGGGAGCCGGACAAGGGUCCUCACGCCAGCCCCUCGCACAGCCUCUGCAAGGCUUCGCCGUCGCCUUCGCUCAGCGGUUACAGCGACACGGACUGUGGCCACUACUGCCAGCUCCAGCCUCCGGUCCGCAGCAGCAGGGAGUGGGCGGUGCUAGACGCCUCCAGCCGGCAGGCCAGGAACCACGGGGAGAGGCCAAAGGAACUGUCGGGCCACGGGGCCCCCGAGCGGGAGCGGGAGCGGGGCGAGGCGUUCACUGUGCCCGUCGUGGAAGCCACCUCCUCCUUCAGCCCGGCCACCUUCCAGUCCGUGCUGAUGCCCAAGGACAACCGGCCCCUGGAGGUGGGCCUCCUGCGCAAGGUGAAGCAGCUGCUGGCUGAGGUGGACGCCCGGACGCUGGCCCGGCACCUCACCAAGGUGGACUGCCUGGUUGCUAGGAUACUGGGCGUUACCAAGGAGAUGCAGACCCUCAUGGGAGUCCGCUGGGGCAUGGAGCUGCUCACCCUCCCCCACGGACGGCAGCUUCGACGGGACCUGCUGGAGAGGUUCCACACCAUGUCCAUCAUGCUGGCCGUGGACAUCCUGGGCUGCACGGGCUCCGCCGAGGAGCGGGCAGCGCUGCUGCACAAGACCAUCCAGCUGGCGGCCGAGCUGCGGGGGACCAUGGGCAACAUGUUCAGCUUCGCCGCGGUCAUGGGCGCCCUGGACAUGGCCCAGAUUGCCCGGCUGGAGCAGACGUGGGUGACGCUGCGCCAGCGGCACACGGAGGGCGCCAUCCUGUACGAGAAGCAGCUCAAGCCCUUCCUCCGCGGCCUUAACGAGGGCAAAGAGGGCCCGCCGCUGAGCAGCACCACCUUCCCGCACGUGCUGCCGCUCAUCACCCUGCUGGAGUACGACGCGGCGCCGGCCGAGGGCCCCCAGCCCUGGGGCAGCACGGAGCACGGCGUGGAGGUGGUGCUGGCGCACCUGGAGGCCGCGCGCACCGUGGCGCACCACGGGGGCCUGUACCACACCAACGCCGAGGUCAAGCUGCAGGGCUUCCAGGCCCGGCCCGAGCUCCUGGAGGUGUUCAGCACCGAGUUCCAGAUGCGCCUCCUGUGGGGCAGCCAGGGUGCCAGCAACAGCCAGGCCCGGCGCUACGAGACGUUCGACAAGGUCCUCACCGCACUGUCCCACAAGCUGGAGCCCGCGGUCCGCUCCAGCGAGCUGUGACCCCAGGGACCUUGCCCUCUGCGGCUGCGGGCAGCACCGGGGGGCAGGGCUCAGAGCACCCCAGGGACACUGUGAUCAGCCCAAGAAUGUUCUGAGUCCAGCGCCAGGACCCCCCUGCACUUCAGGGUCCUGCGUGGACUCUGGGCACCCCCCCCCCCGCACCCUCCCCGGGUCGCCCUUCGGGAGGAACAGGGACCCCUGCCCCAGCUUCUGCUGCUGCCCCCAGAUCCCAGUUUGAGCCAGGGGAGCCCCUCACACCACCUCCCUCCGCUCCAGGCCUCUCCCCUGCCCUGCUGGCACCGGGUUUACCUGUAAAUACUGUACAGAGCCAC